CCACCUUUCACCCGGUGUCCUUGUGCUUCCCUGUGGAUGAAGAGCACAUUUGGUAAGAGAGCUGCUGGGAUCCGCACAGGGUUUAUCUUCUCUCCGCAGCCUGAAGAAGACUAUCUGCAAGGGAAACCCCAGGAGCAGGUAUGCAUCUCCUGACCCUGGUGAUCUUCAGCCUUCUGGGCUUGGCUGUCCCCCAAUCUCAGCACCCUGAUAUCUGUGUUGCCAAACCCAAGGACAUCCCACUCAGCCCCUUUUGUGUGUACCGAAAACCCCUGGACGGAGACGAAGCAGAGGAAAAGCCAAAGGAGCCAGAAGAGAAGUUGCCAGAGUCUACCAACCCCAGAGUCUGGGAGCUCUCAAAGGCUAAUGCCAAAUUUGCUAUUGAUUUCUACAAAAUCCUGGCUGAUUCCAAAUCUGACUCCGAGAACCUCUUCAUGUCGCCUCUCAGUAUUUCCCAAGCCUUUACCAUGGCGAAGUUGGGAGCCUGUGAUAACACCUUGAAGCAGCUAAUGGAGGUUUUUCGCUUUGAUACUAUUUCGGAGAAGGCUUCAGAUCAAAUCCACUUUUUCUUUGCAAAACUGAAUUGUCGACUAUACAGGAAAGCAAACAAAUCAUCGGAACUCGUCUCAACCAACCGUCUCUUUGGUGAAAAGUCCCUGACCUUUAACGAAACGUACCAAGAUAUCAGCGAAAUUGUUUAUGGUGCAAAGUUGUGGCCCCUAAACUUCAAGGAAAAAGCAGAGGAGGCUCGUGAAGUCAUCAACAACUGGGUGGCCAAUAAGACUGAGAAACGCAUCACCAAUGUCAUCCCAGAGGGAGCACUCACUGUAGACACCACGCUAGUGCUGGUCAAUGCCAUCUACUUUAAGGGGCUGUGGAAGUCAAUGUUUAACUCGCAAAAUACAAAAUUAGACAUUUUCAACAUACCAGGAAGUAACAAAACCUGUGAAGUCCCCACCAUGUACCAGGAAAGCUUAUUCCGCUACGGUGGAUUCAAAAAGGAUGGUGUUCAGGUCCUUGAGUUACCCUAUAAAGGUGAUGACAUCACAAUGGUUUUAGUGCUGCCAUCACGUGACACACCUCUAGAGAUGGUGGAAAAGGAUCUGACUUUGGAGAAGUUAAAUAAUUGGCUCCAAGAAUCUCGUGAGGUGCAGCUGUCAGUCUACUUGCCUCGAUUCAGAAUAGAAGAUUCCUUCAGCGUCAAAGAGAAUCUGCAGCAAAUGGGGCUGGUUGAUCUCUUUGACCCACAAAACGCAAGACUCCCAGGAAUUGUUGCCGGCGGAAGAAACGACUUGUAUGUCUCAGAUGCAUACCACAAGGCGUUUUUAGAAGUCAACGAGGAAGGUUCUGAAGCAGCUGCCUCUACUGCUGUAGUGGUGACAGGACGAUCAUUCAACAUGAACCGGGUUGUGUUCAGAGCCAACAGACCCUUCCUGGUCUUUAUUCGAGAAGUGGCCAUCAAUGCCAUUAUAUUUAUGGGAAGAAUUUCUGACCCAGGAUGUGAAUAACUGAUUAAAGAUUGAGAUGUCGUCAAUACAA
Spea bombifrons (plains spadefoot toad) is the source of this 1536-nucleotide messenger RNA. It is a transcript of the gene SERPINC1, whose product is annotated as serpin family C member 1. The record is from RefSeq and is a predicted model, not a curated record. The transcript is spliced from 7 exons. Gene Ontology annotation, molecular function: serine-type endopeptidase inhibitor activity. The coding region runs from base 141 to 1505 and encodes 454 amino acids. NCBI's taxonomy places the organism in Eukaryota, Metazoa, Chordata, Amphibia, Anura, Pelobatidae.